This is a messenger RNA of Mercenaria mercenaria, 5192 nucleotides long. RefSeq lists its product as uncharacterized. The record is from RefSeq and is a predicted model, not a curated record. The coding region runs from base 584 to 4738 and encodes 1384 amino acids. Gene Ontology annotation, molecular function: DNA binding; nucleotide binding; DNA-directed DNA polymerase activity. Gene Ontology annotation, biological process: DNA replication. The transcript has 3 exons. Lineage: Eukaryota; Metazoa; Mollusca; Bivalvia; Venerida; Veneridae.
AUUAAUUUCGUCUUGAUUUAGAUUUAAGUCGUUAUUUUGUGUGUUUUAUAGAGAUUCACCCGUUGUUCUAGUAUAAUUGCAACCAAGUAAAAUACUAAAUAUAGCAACGAGUAUCGGAAAACCCGAGGUUAUAAAUAGUACCCAUAUUAGGCGUGGGUUACCGCAGUUAGUAGAUAAAACAGCGCGCCAACCCGUUCUCGUCGUUAAAUGCCAUGCUAUUAAGUCAAAAUUAACAUUAUUUAGGGGGUUUCUUGUAUUAUAACGAAGUGAAAAGUUACCUUUUAUAAAAAUUUCAUAAUUAAACCUCUCUUUAUAUCGAAAUGAGAAAUUAUUCUAUAUGAUUUAUAUUAUUUAAAUUACCACCAGUUGGACGAUUUAUGUUUACAUUGAAAUGUCACUGGCGCAGGCUUAAUAUUUUGAACAAUCAAUAGGUGUUCUUCAUCAAUUAAUAACGUUUUCCGAAUAAUUCAUGUUUAUGUCACACGGAAAGAAUAAAAGACUGGAUAAUUGGAUAAUCGACAAAUAUUUUACAGAGCUGCUUAGAGGUUUAGUUGAAGGCGUAUAUUGACGUCAAGCAGUCAACAUGAAAUUUUGUUGCCCCGAGUGUGAUUACAAAACAGACAAAAAGAGCGAACUACUAAAACAUCAGCGCUCUGCCAAUCACUGGGAAAAGUUCAACUGUAAUAUAUGUGGAAAAGUAUUCACAAGGAAGGAUAAUUUAGACAGACAUGUUUACAAGCACCGAAAUGAAAACAGUUUUCAUUGCUCAGAAUGCGGAUGUGCAUUUAGUCGGGAAGACAAUCUUUUCAGACAUUUGCGAGACAAACAUCAAGUUGGUGGCGGUCGUAAGCGGGCAGGAACAUCCACUUCAGAAGCAUCAGCUCCAAAAAUUAGAAAACUUACUAAUGCCAAGGAAUACUACAAUCUGCGUAAAGUCAACGAAAGGAUAAUAAAAAAGUUUAGGACCAAAUCAUCGACAUACAAGGCCACAUUCAAGAACUUGGAAGUUGUGGAAUUACAAGACAUUUUAACUACGUUACAGGCAUUGUUUUCUUCCAUAUUUAACGAUAUCACAAAAGGGAGUAAGUCAAAUGAUCUCGUUCGAAUUGUUGUGCAAAGUCCAACAUUGGAUUACCCUAUAGUUAUUCCAUUUGGACCUGUAACAACCUUAACUGCUGAUCGUUUCCUUCAGGAAGUGGAACGUGUUUUACAAUCAAAUGAGGAUUUUGUUAUCAAUGAGAGUUUGGAAUUCGAAAUAACAUUGGUAGACAUGCCAAGCGGCGGUGCUCAAAAACGGUGCAAAUUUGUGAACAAUGACAGAUUUUUACUGGAAAAGAAAUGUAUUAUUCGGAUUAAAAACUCGGACAGUAUAUGUUGUGCAAGGGCCAUAGUAACAGCAAAGGCCAGAAUUGAUAAACAUGAAAAGUGGGAGAGCAUUAGAAAAAGUUACGAACCGCAGGGUGACCUAGCUAGAGCUUUACAUAAAGCUGCCAAUGUAAAGGAAGGCCAUUGUGGAAUAGAAGAAAUCAAACAAUUUCAAACAGUACUGGCGGGAUACCAGCUACACGUUCUCUCUAAAGAACAUUUUAAUGCUAUGAUUUUUACUGGACCAGAAGCGGAAAACAAAAUAUAUUUAUAUUAUCACGAGGCCCAUUACGAUGUCAUCACGUCAAUGUCCGCGUUUUUGACACGAAAUUACUUCUGCACCACAUGUAAUAGAGGGUACGACCAUAAAGACAAACACGUUUGUAACAACAUCUGCUCUUCUUGCCGAAAAGUACACGAGAAGAAUGACUUGGACGAGUGGAUGCAUUGCCAAAUAUGUAACAGAUACUUUCAGGGACAGGAGUGCUUUGAUCUCCACGCAACGAUUACCUAUAAAGGUAAUUCAACCUGUAAGACUUAUUACAGGUGCGCUGAAUGUAGUACGACAAUCAACAGAAAAAUGCAUAAGAAAGACCACGUAUGCGGGGAGCGAUAUUGUGACACUUGCAAAAUCUUCGUCAGUGAAACGCAUCAAUGUUUUAUGAUGCCUGAAGAAACGGCGGAUGAUACGUCAAUGUCAAUUGAAGAAGAACUUAUAAACGAGGAGGAAACUGCUAAAACGUUCAUCUUCUUCGAUUUUGAGUGCACACAAGAGGACAUGGUAGCCUGUCGUAAAGGAUAUCUUCCCGACUCAUCUGGAAUUUGUUCCAACUGCAGCAAAACAAUGUGUGGUUCUCUCGAGCACAAGCCCAACCUGUGUGUGGCUCACAAAGUAUGUACAAAAUGUAUACAGCACGAUAUCACCAACACAAGCCAAUGUAACAACUGUGCUAAAAAUGAACAUAUUUUCAAAGGUAGCUCGACCUUAGACGACUUUUGCUUGUGGCUCUUUUCAGAAGAUAAUUUUAAUACCACAGUGAUUUGUCAUAACUUUCAAGGAUAUGACUCAUAUCCUAUUCUUCAGUAUCUAUACCGAAAUGCCAUCGUUCCUAAGAUUGUUCCAAAUGGAGCAAAAGUGAUGAGUCUUGUUGUAGAGUCAUGCAAGGUUAGAAUGAUUGAUUCAAUCAAUUUUAUACCCAUGGCACUGGCGAAACUACCAGCUAUGUUUGGCAUUGAAGAAUUGAAAAAGGGUUACUUUCCACACCUCUACAAUCGAAUGGAAAACCAAGGAGCAGUGCUUGAUUGCUUACCAGAUGUACAAUAUUACAACUACGACUCGAUGAAGCCAUCAGACAGAGAAAUAUUCUUGAAAUGGUAUGAAGAAAACAAAGACAAGCCAUUUAACUUUCAGUCGGAAUUGUUGGAGUACUGUAGAUCUGACGUAGAUAUACUUAGACGAGGUUGUAUAACCUUUCGGGAUAACUUCAUGAGCAUAACAAACAUUGAUCCAUUCGAGCAAUGUAUUACAAUAGCCUCUGCGUGUAAUUUAGUUUUUAGAACUAACUUUUUAGAACAAGAUUCUAUCGGCAUUAUUCCACAUCACGGAUAUAAACCGGAACAAAUGCAAUCAGUUAAAGCGUUGCAGUGGAUUAAAUACCUGUCGCAUACCCAAGGUCACCAGAUUCAACAUGCCAGGAACGGUGGUGAAAAGUGCUUAGGGCCAUACAUGGUUGAUGGUUACUACGAGACUAUCGGGGGCGAAAAGGUCGUAUUAGAAUUUCAUGGAGAUUUUUGGCACGGAAAUCCGACAAAGAACUCCAAUUCUACAGUGAAUCCGGUGAGAAAACUAACCAUGGGUGAACUCUACCAGAGGACACUUGAUAAGAAGAAAUACUUGGAGGAAAAUGGCUAUACGUAUGUAUCAAUAUGGGAGUCAGAAUUUGACCAGCAGUUAAUCGGAGAUCCUGUAAUGGCUGAAUUUAUCAAAAACUGUCAAAUUAUAACACCUUUGCAGCCGAGAGACGCGUUCUUUGGAGGACGUACAGAAGCAUUUACACUCUACAAAGAAGCUUCAUCGGUAGAAACAAUCCAGUACUACGAUGUCACGUCUCUUUAUCCUUUCAUUAACAAAACCGGAAAAGUACCAUCGGGUCAUCCUAUCAUCAUCACAGAAAAUUUUGAAAGUCUUCAAAACUAUGAAGGCCUGAUUAAAUGCAAAGUCAUUCCACCACGUCAGCUGUUUCACCCUGUUCUACCAUGCAAAGUCAACGGCAAGUUGUUAUUUCAUCUAUGUAAAUCGUGCGCAGACGUUAAGAAUGAAGGUACGUGUACUCAUACAGAUGAACAACGGUCUUUUGUAGGAACGUGGGUGACAGAUGAACUAAAGAAAGCCAUUGAAAAAGGCUAUCAAAUCGCGAACAUCUAUGAAGUCUGGCACUUUGAGAACGUGUCGCAAUACGAUCCCAAUACUAUGAAAGGAGGCGUAUUUGCUGAGUAUGUAAAUACCUUCUUGAAACUGAAGCAGGAAGCUAGCGGUUGGCCAUCGUGGUGUACAACAAAAGAACUAAAACAGAAGUAUAUUACACAAUACCAUGAAAAGGAGGGUAUCUGGCUUGAUUAUGAAAACAUACAAAAAAAUUCCGGCAUGAGAGCCUUAGCAAAGUUGAUGCUGAAUUCGUUUUGGGGUAAAUUUGGACAACGUUCAAACAUGUCACAAGUUGAAAUCAUCGACGAUCCUGCCGUAUAUUUCGAUAAAUUGACCAGUGAAAAAGAAGACGUCACCUGUGUUAAUUAUGUUUCAGACGACCUGGUUGAAAUGAGAUGGAAAUAUAAAGACGAUUUUGUGGACACUAACGCAAAAACAAAUGUCAUUAUAGCUGCUUAUACGACUGCCCAAGCCCGUCUAAAACUGUACAGUUACUUAGAGCCUUUAGCUGAAAGGGCAUUGUACGCGGACACAGAUUCGGUUAUAUUUGCCACAAAGGAGGGUGAAUGGGUGCCUUCCCUAGGUGAUUAUCUCGGCGAUCUUACUGACGAAGUUUCAGGAAACGCUAUAAUAACUUUCAUUACUGGAGGUCCAAAAAACUAUGCAUUUCGCUUAAAAAAGCCGGAUGAAUCUGGAAAACAAACACAUUGUAAAAUGAGAGGAAUCACACUCAGUUACAGAAAUUUACAAACGAUCAAUUUCGAUGUAAUGAAGACAAUGGUACUUGAUAGUUCCAAAGAAUCAAUAACAGUCAAGGAUCUUUUCAAAAUUAGUAGAGACAGAAAUAGUACAAAACUUUUAACUAUGUCACAAAACAAAGAUUACAGACUAGUGUUUGACAAGCGAGUCAUUCGUGAAAACUAUAUGUCUUAUCCAUAUGGAUUUUAACUGAUAUAAAGACAAUAUUGCUUGUACAGAACAUUGGCAAAAAAGACUAUUUCCCUGUUGGACAGUGAACAAUGUGUUUAUUGAUUGAGUGGAUUAAGUGUUAUUGUAAAUAAUAGGUUCAAUGUUAUGCAAUUAAAAAUUAUGAAGUAUAUUGAACUUUUUUCUAUGUAAAUAGUUUUCAUAUAUAUUGUACAUUAAGAUGUUAUAGUUGUGUAUCAUAGUCCUAAUAAAAAGAAUAUAAACUGUAUGCUGUUUCUUAUUGAACUGUGUCUUAACAUUGAUCAACUAUACGACUGUACAUGUAUACACUUGUAACAGAACCGUUACAGUUGGUAUUAUGUUUAUAUGGCCCUUGCAUCAACCGAUAUAAGCAUACUAUAUAGAACCUAGACACAACAGCCUACCAUACCGGGUGGACAUGUACUGUUACUAGUACAUUUGGAUGGCCCUAUUA